ACAGCAGCGUGCUCUCAAGCCAGCAUUGCAGAGAAGUGCACGCGGAACAUUGACCCCGGCCCUGGCAGCCAGGGCAGUUCGGCCAAAGCGAUGAGGGAGGUGCCGGCCCCAUUAUGCCCACCGUGGAUGAUAUUCUGGAGCAGGUCGGCGAGUUUGGCCGGUUCCAGAAGCAAGCCUUCCUGACCCUAUGCCUGCUCUCAGCUGCCUUCGCCCCCAUCUACGUGGGCAUCGUCUUCCUGGCCUUCACCCCGGAUCACCGCUGCCUGAGCCCCGGGGUGGCCGAGCUGAGCCGGCGAUGCGGCUGGAGCCUGGCGGACGAGCUGAACUACACGGUGCCCGGCCCGGGGGCCAUGGGCGAGGCCUUCCCCCGCCAGUGCCGCGGCUACGAGGUGGACUGGAACCGGAGCGCCCUCAGCUGCGUGGACCCGCUGGCAGGCCUGGCCACCAACAGGAGCCACCUGCCGCUGGGGCCCUGUCGCCACAGCUGGGUGUACGACACACGGGGCUCGUCCAUCGUGACCGAGUUUAACCUGGUGUGUGACGACUCUUGGAAGGUGGACCUCUUUCAGUCCUGCGUGAACCUGGGCUUCUUCCUGGGCUCUCUGGGUGUCGGCUACAUUGCAGACAGGUUUGGCCGAAAAUUAUGUCUCUUGGCCACCAGCCUUAUCAGUGCCAUCUUGGGUGUCCUCAUGGCCGUGGCGCAAGACUACCUGUCUCUGCUGCUCUUCCGCCUGCUGCAGGGGCUGGUCAGCAAGGGCAGCUGGACGUCUGGCUAUGUCCUGAUCACAGAGUUCGUGGGCUUGGGCUACAGGCGAACGGUGGCGAUCCUCUACCAGAUGGCCUUCACGGUGGGGCUCCUGCUGCUCUCGGGGGUGGCCUACACCAUCCCUCACUGGAGGUGGCUCCAGCUGGCCAUCUCUCUGCCCACCUUCCUCUUCCCGCUCUACUACUGGUGUGUGCCCGAGUCUCCCCGGUGGCUGCUAUCACAGAAGAGAAACACUCAAGUGAUAAAGAUAAUGGACCCUAUCGCCCAAAAGAACGGGAAAUCGCCUCUCGCUGAUCGAAAGAUGCUCUCCCUCGAAGAGGAUGUCACUGAAAAGCGGAGCCCCUCCUUUGCAGACCUGUUCCGCAUGCCACACCUGAGGAAGCACACCUUUAUUCUGAUGUACCUGUGGUUCACCAGCUCCGUGCUCUAUCAGGGCCUCAUCAUGCAUGUGGGCGCCACGGGGGGGAACCUCUACCUGGAUUUCUUUUACUCUGCUCUGGUUGAAUUCCCGGCGGCCUUCAUCAUCCUCACCACCAUUGACCGCUGUGGCCUCAUCCGCCCCUUGGCCGCGUCGAAUCUGGUGGCGGGGGCAGCCUGCUUCGUCAUGAUCUUUUUUCAUCCAGAUCUAUACUGGCUAAACAUCACAGUGGCUUGUGUUGGCUGAAUGGGAAUCACCAUCGUGUUCCAGAUGGUGUGCCUGGUGAACGCCGAGCUGUAUCCCACGUUCAUCAGGAACCUUGGAGUGAUGGUGUGUUCCUCCCUGUGUGAUCUGGGUGGAAUCAUCACCCCCUUCCUGGUCUUCAGGCUGAUGGAGGUCUGGCAAGGCUUGCCACUCAUUUUGUUCGCGGUGUUGGGCCUGGUUGCCGGGGGAAUGACGCUGCCUAUUCCCGAGACUGAAGGGGUCACCUUGCCAGAGACCAUCGAGGAUGCGGAGAACCUCGGGAGGAUAGCAAAGCCCAAAGAAAACAUGAUUUACCUUCAGAUCCAAACAUCAGAACGCACUGGCACCUGA
Neomonachus schauinslandi (Hawaiian monk seal) is the source of this 1778-nucleotide messenger RNA. RefSeq names its product solute carrier family 22 member 1. Lineage: Eukaryota; Metazoa; Chordata; Mammalia; Carnivora; Phocidae. Gene Ontology annotation, biological process: transmembrane transport. Gene Ontology annotation, cellular component: membrane. The record is from RefSeq and is a predicted model, not a curated record.